Sorghum bicolor (sorghum) is the source of this 1781-nucleotide messenger RNA. RefSeq lists its product as uncharacterized. The coding region runs from base 79 to 1047 and encodes 322 amino acids. The transcript is spliced from 2 exons. Lineage: Eukaryota; Viridiplantae; Streptophyta; Magnoliopsida; Poales; Poaceae. The record is from RefSeq and is a predicted model, not a curated record.
GUAUUCCUCUCUUGCAUUGCUCAUCGGCAGCUCGCUUGUUAUUGGGGCUUGCAUCGCCAUUUCGUCAUCAGCUUGAUAAUGGAGGAACUCUCACUCGUUUGGAAAAUCAUUGAUUGGUUCGAUGAUUGGGCGCUUCGGCUGGCGACUCUUGCCAGCUUGUUCUUGACAUCAAUCCUCAUGCUCUCCGCCGAGACUCGCCGGCACAACAAGUAUCCCUUUGCUAUGUUGUUGCUGUGGGCGGUGUACCAGGUCCAACCAAAAGUCACGGAGUACGCCCUCACCCAUCUCAGCAUCAGCAGCAGCACCUGCUGCACGUCGACCUCAGCACACGAGCAGCAGCUGGUCUCCUUCUGGGCACCAUUCCUCCUCCUCCAUCUGGCUGGCCCGGACAACAUCGCCGCCUUCGCUCUCGAGGACGGCAAGCUCUCCUGGCGCAAGGUCGGCAAGGCACUAUGGAACAUAGCACAAGGCUUGUAUGUCAUGUUCAAGUACAUAUACCUUUGUAACAGUGGGGUUCUUCGCUCCGCGGCCUCCAUCAUGUUAGCCCUAGGUGUAGCCAGGUACAUGGAGAAGGUGAUCACCCAACUGCGAUGCAACAUUGACAACCUAUGGCACUCCGGCGACGACAGCAGGCAGAAGACAAGCACCGGCGACGGCGAGUCUCUAGGUCAUGUAGUGAUCUCCUCAAGCUCAAGGCAACAUCGUCAUGGGAAAGAAGAAGAAGAGACGACUCUCCUGCUGAUCUAUGCUCACACUCAGUUCCUGGCUUGUGGCCGUCGUGCCAUGGCUGAUUCCUCCGUUGAGAAGGAUUCGCCCAACUACAAAAUCGGCUGGGAGAUCUUCUCUGCAUUGGACGCCAAGGAAGUAUGCAAGGUGGCCGGAAUGGAGGCCUCUCUGAUGUACGACGUCCUGUACACCAAGGCCACCGUGGUCCACACCUGGGGAGGCUACCUCCUCCGCCUCGUCUCGCCGGUCGGCACGGCGGCAGCUUUCUCCUUGUUCCUUGUUCGAGGUCACCUUCGAAGCUUUGAAGGACUCAUGGGUUGAGAAGAAAUGCGUCCCCUGUUGUUCCACAUCUAGAAAGGCCAAGCUUGCUGAGGUUCUGCAGAAAGAGAUGUCUGGCAAAAACCAAGUCCCUGCAGACACUAAUCGGCUUCUUAUCUGGGUUGGAAAUCAGCUUGCCACCGAGCUGUUGAAAGUGAAGAAGGAUCAGAUGGAGGAACUGCUGGAGCUCAUGCUUGACGUGUGGGUGGAUAAGAUGCUGUAUGCGGCCAUCCGGUGUAGCAAGGAUUCUCACGCCAAGCAGCUUGGCCGGGGUGGUGAGCUCACAACCAUACUGUGGAUUGUGGCAGAGCACGCUGGCACGUUUGUGAUUGGGGAUGAUCCACCACAGCCAAAUGAUGAUGACAAGCCCCCUAGACACAACGGGAAACGAAAACAGAAAAAGAUUUGCCACCAAGAUCCUGUGGAACCUGAUGAUGAAGCGUGUUCGCGAAAAAAAGAACCUGAUGUUUGCCCAAACAUUAGUUGUGUGCAAGACUACUGUUGUAUGGAGGAUUACUAUUAUUGUUGAUGAGCGAUUUUCGGGUAUGUUUAAUUGCGAAUUCAAAAUGUAAAAGAGCCAUGCAUGAGCAUGAGUGGUGUCGUAGCUAGCUAGACACAAAGUGACAUGGCCGUGCAUGCAUUCCAUGCUGCUAUUUUUUUGUUUCUUUUUUGGUUGAGGGCAAUGGCAGGUGAUCUGCCAUUUCACUAAAGAAUAAAGAGUAGCAAUUCUUGUCAAA